AUGUCGUCGUCUACAGGAGGGACUGCCAUUCUCGACCCGCAUCUGCUUCUGAAAGGUUUAGAAGACCAGCCAUGGUUCGAGAAGAACAUUCCCCUGCUGAACAUACCCGAUAAACAGACCCUGGAGGCAUACUACUACCGCUGGCAGACCUACAAAGAACACCUUGUCUACACCGGAACAGACUAUGGCGCACCGUAUGGUGGUAUCGUGGCUGCUGCAGGUCAUCAUAUCACCGAAGGCCGGUGGAUACAUGAUACGAGAUAUGGUCAAGAUAUCGCAAAGUAUUUGCUCGUUGGACCAGGCCAGUUCCCAAAACCAAUGAGAGACGAUGUCAACAAAGAUACCUCCGACUGGGCGCACGAGUAUAGCUGA
This is a messenger RNA of Fusarium musae, 372 nucleotides long. RefSeq lists its product as uncharacterized. The record is from RefSeq and is a predicted model, not a curated record. The coding region runs from base 1 to 372 and encodes 123 amino acids. NCBI's taxonomy places the organism in Eukaryota, Fungi, Ascomycota, Sordariomycetes, Hypocreales, Nectriaceae. The transcript is spliced from 2 exons.